Molecule: messenger RNA, 1114 nt
Organism: Exophiala viscosa
Lineage: Eukaryota; Fungi; Ascomycota; Eurotiomycetes; Chaetothyriales; Herpotrichiellaceae
Exons: 1
Coding region: 91-843 (250 amino acids)
Source: RefSeq, a predicted model, not a curated record
UCGUCAUACCUUCCGACGCCAAUAUCUAUGAUACAACAUCCCUCCCUUGUGCCUGAAUAAACACUGUCCAUAUCCGCAACAUCAGUCCCGAUGGUCGUUACUGACAAUGUUAAUUUUGACACGUUCCGGGACUGUCUAUUCUCUGCUAUUGUCGAAAAUCCUACAGGAGGUGGCCGAAAAAGGUCCAAACGAGCUUCGGUAGGAAGGAAAGGCGCCACCGUACAGCAACAGGCCACCACGGAGGCAAAUCCCUCUGAGCUUGCUGACUUUUCCGACUAUCUAGCAGCUGAGAUCUUUGCUAGCUUUCCAGGAGAGCUACAAGAACUGUCGUACCAUGCUCUCCAAGACGACGCUGCAUUGGGCGAGAAAUGGUCACUCCCCUUGACGCUCUCGGUGUUCGAGGAUGUGUCUGCGCACAUUCCUGGCGACAUUACCGAUUCGUUGACAGCAUAUGGGCUCAUCGAACCACCAAGAUCAGAUGUUCAGUCUUUCAUUGCACCCGUGCUGUCUGCAUACGUGGGAGCUGCAACAACACCACCACCCAAAUGGAUUGAGACAAAGACCAACGCUUGCGAGAUCUGCGAGAGAGACUGGGUGCCGAUGACUUACCACCAUCUGAUACCUAGAGCGGUGCAUACCAGGGUCAUGAAGCGAGGCUGGCAUGAAGAACAUCAGCUAAACAGUGUUGCUUGGCUUUGUCGUGCUUGUCACAGCUUCGUCCAUCGGAUGGCAUCAAACGAGGAACUGGCCCGUGAAUGGUAUACUGUCGAGAAGAUCUGUGAGAGAGAAGAUGUUCAGAAAUGGGCACAAUGGGUUCAACGCGUGCGGUGGAAGAAAACUUAGACAUUGGGGCAUGGCAUGGUUGCGCUUGCAAUGAGACUGCUUCAGUCAAUCCUCUUUGUCUGCCAACGAUCCAGUGCUCGGUCUUGCGGACGAUCGAUCUGAGACACUCAUUGUUCCUGCUGUCGACUUGCAAACACCUGGACCUGCUCUUCACCUCACGCAGUCGUGCCGAUAUGGUUGUGUCCUGGUCAGGGGAGUUGAGCAAGACUCAACGAUGUCUUAAAGCUGUGAUGCAGACAAUGCAACGACGGGCGUUUACACUGCAAAAUCG